GUCACUUUAAGACAGUCACGUGAAAGAGGAGAAAAGUCCCGAUGGAGGAAGCAGGAAGUCCGUCUAGCGAGAAGGGGAGCACAUAAACAAUACACAAGGAACGAAAAAAGUUAAACAGAAAGUUUCACUCGUUCACCGCAAUGGCUGGCAUUAAAGCACUUGUUGGUUUGUCCUUCAGCGGUGCCAUUGGACUUACAUUUCUUCUGCUGGGUUGUGCACUGGAACAGUACGGGGUAUACUGGCCGCUGUUUGUCCUGAUUUUCUACGUAUUAAGCCCCAUCCCGACCUUCAUAUCCAGACGCCUCAGUGAUGACGUGGACUCCUCAAGCAAUGCAUGCAGAGAGUUGGCCUAUUUCUUAACAACUGGCAUUGUGGUGUCAUCUUUUGGACUUCCCAUUGUGCUAGCUCGGAAAACCAUAAUUCAGUGGGGUGCCUGCGGUCUGGUGAUGACAGGAAACGCUGUCAUCUUCCUCACCAUCUUUGGCUUUUUUGUUGUGUUUGGAGGUGGGGAUGACUUCAGCUGGGAGCAGUGGUAGAGUGCCUGAAACCAGUGGACAGACAGAGAGACAGAGGGGAGGAUAGAUGGCUAGAUGGAUGGGUAGGUGGAUAGACUGACAGGCACUUGUGUCUUGCACUCAACAGGAGCUGAUGCUUAUGUAGAGUAUAGGCUUCAAAUGUAUUAUUAGACCAAUCAUUAUAUCAGGGGGUAUUAAGGUUUGAGACAACACUAUUUACCAUAUUAAUGUGCCUUAUCCCUGGGAUCAGAAAGACACUGAUGCCUGUACCCUCUCAUGCUGUAACCCUAUCGCUAUCCACCUUAACCCGAAUAUUUUAGCUUGUUUCCCCAGAUCACCCUGCUGACUGCAGCUCCCUGCUAAUUCAUCACGCUUCAGUUUAUCAAUAUCAUAAAGGGAUCCUAAAGAGUAACUCUGUUGCAAUGCACACUGCAUUAUCUGUCCUCAUUGUUCAAGGGGGUAGCGGCUAUACUAAAUUACAGCUUGCUUUUUACGAGCACUGUUUGCUGUUUAACGUGUAAAGGCAGGGCAAAUUAUCUUAUUCCAACUAGUUGUAUGACUCCUGAUCAGGUAAAAAUAUAUUUGUGCGGAGGUUUGUUUUCAUUUCGCUCCAAGAUUUUAAUCUUUUUGUUCUGGUGCAAUUGUUUACAUUCUCACCAAAGAUCAUUUUAGAGUGCAAAAAUUGUGUAUAUUCACCACUAAACUGUGGGUUUUGAUUUGUGCUAUGCAGCAACGUGAUCCUCAAAAGCAAGCUAAGGCACCCGAGAAACGCUGUUUAGUGAAAAUCGUUCAGUUAUCAUGUGAACAUCCAUUUUAUAUUCCUGCAGACUACAAAGAAAUUCCUACGAUUGACAAGAUCAUGAUAUUAAUUUGUGAAUCAUAUUUUUACAUGAUGAAUGAUAAAUAUGUUGUUGUUUUUGGGCCGUGGGGAUGAGGCUUUACCUGCAGGCUCGUAAGUGCCUGUCAUUCACUGUGUAAUGUUUGAUUAAUAGAGGAAUUGCUGUGAUUGUAAAUCAAUAUUACAUCCUCAUGUUCUAUUUCAUCAUUGUCAGUGACUGACUGCUUGUAUGAUUAGUCCACUUCACGGAGACUAUCACAGAAAAGUCAAGUUGUUGUCCUAUAUAAUUUAUGAUUUCCUAAGUCCUUGAUUGCUUCACAAGGGAAAAUAUACUUUGUCUCAUAACUGACAUGUUAAAUAGUUUUUUGUUUCUGUUGUUACUUCUAUUCCCACACUGAUGAGUGCUGAAGAGCUCUCAAACGUUGUUUCUUAAGCUCCUGACUGCAUUUCGUUUUCUAACAUUGAUUAAAAGUCUCUGUAUAAACAAA
Molecule: messenger RNA, 1841 nt
Organism: Scatophagus argus
Lineage: Eukaryota; Metazoa; Chordata; Actinopteri; Scatophagidae
Product: leptin receptor gene-related protein
Exons: 4
Coding region: 141-536 (131 amino acids)
Biological process (GO): late endosome to vacuole transport via multivesicular body sorting pathway; negative regulation of growth hormone receptor signaling pathway
Cellular component (GO): endosome
Source: RefSeq, a predicted model, not a curated record